This is a messenger RNA of Colletotrichum destructivum, 3824 nucleotides long. Its product is annotated as Putative class II aldolase/adducin. The coding region runs from base 793 to 1686 and encodes 297 amino acids. The transcript has 3 exons. Gene Ontology annotation, cellular component: cytoskeleton. Lineage: Eukaryota; Fungi; Ascomycota; Sordariomycetes; Glomerellales; Glomerellaceae. The record is from RefSeq and is a predicted model, not a curated record. Gene Ontology annotation, molecular function: actin filament binding.
ACUUCAUCUCAAAAUCGAAGCUCCCUAAAUCGUAGACGCCCUUCCGAAGCAUGGAAUGCCCUCGCAAGAUUACAAUGGUACUCCAAUGACACGACAUCAGUAGGGCUCAUUACUCGCCUACUUCUUCCGUAUCGCGAAUUCCUUGAAACCUUGUGUUCCCGUUACAUCCGCAGAAGGCCACAACAGAACAGUAAACACAUAUCUGGAACCUGCCACUUGCAGCGAGUGAUUGGUCUGACGAGGGUAAAUCACAUUGCGAGUCCUUUGGGUACGGGUAAAUAGUGUCAUAGUGUUGCUCGCUAUCGCUAUCGCUACUAAAAAGUCUGAAACAGUUGGUCGUAGUCCUUGGUGCGCUCUGCGAAUACACACAUCUAAGUGGGAACCGAGGCUUAAGCCCAAGAGGGUGGGACAGUCGAAGCGCGGGGUUCCUCGGGUGGCUCCCCUCCCUUAGCAAUUCGAGCAAGCUACGAUUCCCUCCUGCCACAAAGCGUAAUCCCGAUGGUCAACAAGCCGCGUAUCCCCAACAAUGGAAAUGAGUUUGCCGUUAAACUUGGGACCGGCAUCCGAAUGUCAGAGAGACGAAAGUUUGGCUCCCCGCACGGGAGCGCGCCUUAGAGGAUCGACAUGGGCGCGUCAGCCACCAUCAUCGCUAGAACUUGAUUUCCGACUUGCUUAAAUACCAAAGGAUUUCUCGAUCAAGCAAACCUCCCGACUUUUUCGUUGUCCAGUUCAAAGUUUCACCCGGCUCACCACUUGGCCAAAAAACACUGAAGUGAUACUACAAUAGAAAUCAUGGCUCCUUCAACAUCCGUCAGCCAACUACCCCAGGUAGACGCCUCGGCCGUCACCCACAACAACGGCAAUGGCAACGGCGCCCUCAAGCAGGAAAAGUCCCCGUUCAUGAAGACUACGGCUUUCCCCAGGCCACGAAAGUUCGAUGAUCCGUACCAGGAGCGGCAGUACCUCAAGGAGCGAUUGGCCCUGGGCUUCCGCAUCUUUGCCAAAAACGGGUUCGACGCUGGUGUGGCUGGUCAUAUCACCGUCCGGGACCCCGUUGAGCCGGACUCGUUCUGGCUGAACCCAUUCGGCGUGCCUUGGCCGCUCCUCAAGGCCUCGGAUCUCAUCCGCGUGAAUGCCGAGGGUGAGGUCGUCGAGGGUGGCCCGAUCAAGCUCCUCAACACAGCUGCCUACAUGAUUCACCACGCAGUCCACGAGGCCCGCCCUGACGUAAAAUGCGUGGCUCACUCCCACUCCCUCUACGGCCAGGCCUUCUCGUCCCUGGGCCGCAACCUCGACAACAUCAGCCAGGACACUUGCGCCUUCUACAACGACAUCGUCCUCUACAACUCCUUUGGCGGCAUCGUCCUCGGCAAGGAGGAAGGCCUGCGCAUUGCCGCCGCCCUCGGCGACAAGAAGGCCGCCAUCCUGCAGAACCACGGCCUAAUCACCUGCGGCAAGUCCGUUGAGAGCUGCGUCUACUGGUUCCUGAGUCUCGAGCGCUGCUGUCACCAGCAGCUCCUCGCCGAUGCCGCCGCCGGAGGACGGGGCCACGAGACGGUCAAGAUUGAUCACGAGGACGCCGAGUUUACGUACAACACGAUCGGGACGGAGUCCGCUGGGUGGUUUUCCGGGAAGCCGGCCUUCGAUAUGAUGGAACAUGAGUCGGGGUUCACGUAUAAGAUGUAGGACCUUGUUGCAGCGUCCGUCAGGCCGAUGUUGAGGAUUUUGUCAAUUGAUGUGACAAGAAUGCGGUCAAGAGUGUAUAUCAACUUCAAGUGACCCGCCGACUCGGUUCGCCACACUCUCGGCGAGACGAUGAUGGUAUGCACAUGAGUUUGAAACCCCCACUUCUCCACCAGCGGGUUGAUGUUAUACAAUGAUGGUACACAAGAUAUGAUACAGCUACUCGUCGAGCAAUCCUACAGUCCAGUGAACAAUCCGAUCAACUCCCUGGCCGUUGAUGGCGCUCACGGGGAUCGCGGUACACUUCUCUGUCCAGGCAUUCUCAAUCCCGCUUGGGUGAGGAGUGAUUCCUUGGUUGAUCUGGCCCAGGUACUGGUUCAGCUCCCUGAAAUUCUCCUGUGUCUCGGGAAGGUCGGCUUUGGUGGCGACCACAAACCAAGGUUUGGCCGCAAUGUGCAAGCCGGUUUCCUGCUUAGGUGCCGAGGGAGCAUCCGCCACCAUCAUCGUGCCCCCGAACGGCGUAUGUCCAUGGGCGUCGGAGCUGAGGCCCCAGUCGACACGAGAGUCGAUCUCGCGGGCGCGCUCUUCCUCCUCACGCAUUUGAGCAUAAAGUCCGACCUCGUUCCACAGCGCCUUGAGCGCCGUCACGGCCGGGCCCGCCGAGAGGUCGACGACGAAAGCAAGCACGCCCGCGCGUUCGACGUGGCGCAAAAAUGCGAUGCCAAGACCCCGGUCUAAGUGAGCACCCUCGAUCAGGCCCGGUAUAUCGGCAACCGUGAAGCGGGUUCGUUGCUCGACAAGGACUUCCUCCUCGCGUGGCCCGCCGUGCUUAGAGUCGAUGGCGGGGUAGCGCUUGUAACUCUUGAUAACGGGCCGGCCCUUAUAGUUGUCCAAGACAACUGUGCCAAUGUUCGGCUGCAGCGUCGUGAAGGCCCAGUUGCCCACACGUGUGCGCGAGUUUGUAAGCGCACGGAGCAGCGUGCUCUUGCCAGCAUUAGGCAAUCCAACAAGACCGACAUCAGCAAGUAACUUGAGCUCGAGUUCAAUCUCCAUGGUCACAGCACGCUCGCCUUUGGUGGCGAAGAUGGGUCGUGGGUACUCUCGCGACACAAAGUGAGGGUUGCCAAGGCCGCCUAUGCCGCCAACGGCCAGCAAGAUGGGUUGAGGGGAAGGGCGCGACAGAUCAAGCUGGAUCGGACCGGCCGGCUGGUGAUAGAGACGCGUACGGGUCGGAGCUCGGGGGAGAGAUAUUGUUUUCAGGUCGGACUUUGAAAGCCCGGGGUAAAGAAGGAACUUGUUCCGGUCGGGAUCCUCGGGCUCAUCGAAAUCAUCCUCAACGAUCUUUUUCGUGCUCCUGUUUUCCUCGUCGUCCAAGUCUUCAUCCUCUUCUUUCAGCCCUUCCUCCAAUUCUUUUCUCGCCAACUCUGUCUCGCGCGCCAUUCUCGCACGCUUCUCAGCCUUCCUCUGUGCUUUCAUGGAGCGCUGCAGCAUGGCGUCCUCGGCGACCGGGUCUUCCCUGCUCAACUCGCGCACUACGGUGCCGACCGGUACAGUGAUGAUGACAUCGUCGCCUCGCUGACCUCCUUUUGAGCUGCCCUGGCCGGAUUUUCCUUUCCCAGCCCGAAUGAAGCGCCUCCUGGCUAGCUUGUGCAGAGAGGUUUCGCCGUGUACUGCUUGUAUGUAGAUGUUGCCUCCAUGGCCGCCAUCGCCGCCAUUUGGAGGGCCGUCGGGAAGGUAUGCGUCGCGGAAAAACGAGAUACAACCGUGGCCACCUGGACCAGCAUAGAGGGUCACUGAGGCUUUGUCGGCGAAAAUGGGCAUGGAAUAGUCGUCAGGAGCUGGGUUUAGUCGGCUGGUCUUGGGUUCCUGGGCGACAUUGGUCGAGCUAUAGCGGCGACAUGCGACAGCUCGGGCAGCAAGGCGAGGUGCCGCCGUAUUUCUGCCAACGAACAACGAUGGAUAGAGAAAUGGAAGAAAGAGCGGAUGACUGGCCGAGCAUCUUGCCGCCAUCUUCAUUCUUCGAGUGCGCCGAUUGACGUUGGUUGUUGUUGAAAGGUUGCGACAGUGCCGGACGGAGCGAAGCUCUAGAAUUUAGUUCUGGAACUUUGUCGCCGUUAGGAGCGAUAAGAUACGGUAAUUCA